CAGAAGAAGGACGUGCGCAUGCUGCGCUUCAUCCAGGAAGUCAACACCACCACGCGCUCCUGUGCAUUAUGGGACUUGGAGGAGGAGACCGAUUACAUUGUGCACGUGCAGUCCAUCAGCAUGAGUGGGCCCAGUCCACUCAGCGAACCCCUGCGCUUCCGCACGCCCAAGGAGGCCGAGACUCUGGCCUCCAAGAGUAAAGACGAAGUGACCAUGGAGGAGGUGGGCCAGACCACUCAGCUGAGAGCGGGGGAGCUCAUCAUCAUUGUGGUGGUGCUCAUCAUGUGGGCAGGUGUGAUCGCCCUCUUCUGCCGCCAGUACGACAUCAUCAAAGACAACGAGCCCAACAACAACAAGGACAAAGCCAAGACGUCCUCAGAGUGCAGUACUCCCGAGCACCCAACAGGGGGGCUGUUGCGCAGUAAGGAUGCCAGGAACCCCAGGAACAACAACAACAACAACAGGACGCCAUCUGUCAACAUCAUCGAGGUGUGACACCCAGAACACCAAACUCCAAAACUUUUUUUUUAAACUUUCAAAAACGGAGUGUCUGCUCAAACAAAGCUAAGCUAAAGGCCCGCUUCAUGCCCAUCUGUUUGUCAGGAUGAAGUUAGGACUGUGGGCAUUGCUGCCACCUAACUGUGCCCACCACCAGUCCUUUGGCACAGUGCCCAGCUUGGAGCCUGGCACCCCAGACUGUCUGGUGCCUGGCAGAGGACAGGUGACAGUGUUGGAGAGACUGUGUCUGAGGUUUCUACCUGCCUGCAUCCUCCACCAGCCUUAUCACUGCCAGCAGGCUACGGGGGGAGAGAAGGGCCACACAGGCCCAGCUGGAGUUGAUGCAGGCUGGGGGGAUACAGACAACCAGGGUCAGAGACCCCCUCCUCUCUCUCAGCGUGUUAGCCAUGAACAGGAACACGCCGCGAGGGGGUGUGCACGUGGUCGAGGCUGGAGCACUGAUGACAGUUGUCUGUUUUAAUGAACUCCCACCUGCUCCACCUCCGUCAGGACCACCACGACCUUGGUUCUAUCCUCCUAUCUUCCUCAUCUGAUCGAUUUACUGUACAGCUUAGACUGGAAACUCGCCUUUCCACGUAGCUACUUGGGUCAUGUUAUAGCUGUCAUGUACACUGUGGAUAUUGUGUUUUCACUGCCUGUCACUUUGUCGUACUAUUUUUCUCUUUAUCGCUCGCGGUUUGAGAAGGACAACCCUGAGGUAGUGUAGGUCUCUAACUGCAAAGGUAUCCAUUUUAUACAUCUCUCCCUUAGUCUCUUUCUUCCUGCAGCAAAAAAAUAUUUCGACAUCCCCCGAGAACGGUUUUCAUUCCGAGCGCUGGGUUCCGUCUUGGGGGAAUCCAGAUAGCGGGAGGCUAAUUUAGGAGGGUGUGAGGCGCGGUGGUGGCAGGAACGGCAGAGAGGGAUCAAAAGAUGACACCAGACAGACACCAGUGGAGCGGGAGACUUUAUUCAUCUGAGAAUCAAAGCUUGUUAACUCUGACAGCGGGGAAGAUGAGGAACACUUGACGGAAGAAUCUGGUACCUAGACAGUGCUCUUAAUGAUGCAGAACCUUGAUUUGUAUAUUUGUGUAUGUUCCUUUUUACAUCCACUGAUCCCUUACAAAUAGAAGACUUUCCUUUCUCUUGUUUGUGACCUUCUACACUGAUAUGUGUUACAGUACAUACAGUCAUAGCCUAUACAUGUACAAAAAAUAUAUAUAUUCUAGACAUGUAUACUUUUCCUCAGUUGACUCGUCUUCACCAUCACACUUUGAAAGGCGUGACGCUGUGCCAUUGUGUAUCUGAAAUAGACGACACCGCCCCUCCGACAACCCCCCCCGUUAGACUCUUUGUGAGAGGCCUGACUCACAUCUAGGGAGAACUGGACUCAGUCUUUAUGGAAGGGCUAUCCAGGCCUCUCCUGUGUCAGCAAUAACAGUCCUCAGUGGAGUGAAGGGAUGGGUGGGGUAAGCGAGGUGUCUCACAAACCAAAGGACCACCUCGAGGACAGUGCCUGUAGCUGUCAACCGAAACUCCAUAUCCCAGCAUGCUUGGCUCAUGCUCACCCCACCAACACGCCACAUUUCUUACCCUACAAACAGGUGAAGAUGCAGGGAGGAUUGUGGGCACGUUAAGUUCAAUGCAAGCCUCUUUUUUAAGCGUCAUAGUUGCUGUCCUGAACAUUCAUAACGUAUACUGUCUAUGUGACAGGUUGCUUUUAAUGUAUCUCCGAACCAUAAAUCCCUUUGCAACAGUCCCAUCUGAUAUCAUCAACUGGUGACAGCCUGAGGGCUCAUGUACCAUUGACACAGGACAGAGGUGGACAGUGUUAUGGCCUACUGUUCAGUACCACUAUGGGCCAAUCAGCCCACCCACUAACCCCUUAAGGUGGACCAGGACAAAGUGGGAUGACUUGAAAAAAAAGACAAGGAAGAAUGUGUUUGAGGGCUGAUUCAAAUAGUACUGCCUUAAAAUAACGUAAACUUCCAUUUCAGUUAAUGGGAUGGAACAACAAAAACCCGAUUUGUAACCGUUUCAUUAUUUU
Messenger RNA from Osmerus eperlanus (European smelt), 2542 nucleotides. RefSeq names its product fibronectin type III domain containing 5a (gene fndc5a). Gene Ontology annotation, cellular component: extracellular region; plasma membrane. Gene Ontology annotation, molecular function: protein binding. The record is from RefSeq and is a predicted model, not a curated record. NCBI's taxonomy places the organism in Eukaryota, Metazoa, Chordata, Actinopteri, Osmeriformes, Osmeridae.